Molecule: messenger RNA, 2308 nt
Organism: Schistosoma haematobium
Lineage: Eukaryota; Metazoa; Platyhelminthes; Trematoda; Strigeidida; Schistosomatidae
Exons: 6
Coding region: 1378-2235 (285 amino acids)
Biological process (GO): poly(A)+ mRNA export from nucleus
Cellular component (GO): nucleus
Source: RefSeq, a predicted model, not a curated record
UUAAGGCAAAAGCGCCUAGAUAUCGUUGGCGUUACAUUAAGGUGGGUGUGACUAACCGUCCUAGUGCGUCCUAUUGCCUGUAAAUGGUAACCCUUUUUUACAGAUGUUCAUGCACAUCGCCGUUUAUCAUUUUUAAUUCCAAACAUUUAUAAGUACUCCAGUAGUUUUCAAGUCUACUGACUGACUGACUGACCUUGUUUUAAGGCUGUGUAAAAUGGCACUCGUGUUUAGUACUAUAUAAAGUUUACACUAGUUAGGAGAUCUACGAAAUAUUGUUUGGAUUUAACCAAUCUGUCUACACGUCUUAAUCUGUCAAGUAAUCUUUAAAUUCAGCCAUCUGUGCAAGUGGUUGUUUCUAGGUAAUAUUUGCUGAUUAGGGUUAAAAUUACUUUUCGAGCUCACUUUUCCGGUCUGAACUUUAGGUGGAGUCUCGUCUAACAGGAGCGUACUCUUGCUUAAAGGGAAAUUACGUGCUCUGUCUUUCAUUUUCCUCUUGUUAAUUUUCAUUUUCUAGAUAAAGUGUUGGCGAAACUAAUUUAUGGACGAACCAAUCAGAUUUAAAACAACAGGUCUUGUAUUUUUGUGCGUAAUUCUAUCAUCCAUGUGGCCAAAUAGCGUUUCGUCAUUUUAGCUAGUAUCAAUUCGUGAUUAAAACUAUCUAAUUUCUAACCCUAACCAUCAAUUGUUUAUAACUCAUUUUCAAGGCCACUUUAACACCGCUCAAAAGCCGUCCAUAAAACAUAGCCUCACCAAGAUAUUUAUUCAAAUUAUAGUAAAUUGUGCAAAUAAUAUGCAUUCUAUCAUAUUGCAGUUCGAAGUGUAUUUACCGUAACGGCAAAGUGAAAUAGUCUACUGUUUAACAUUAAUUAACUUGUGAGUAAGUACGAGGUUUAACAGUGAGUGGUUAUGUGGGCAUAGCGGAAGCUGUUGCACGAAAGCAUAUAAUAUGUUAGGAUAAAAGUCGCUACUGUGUUGUUCUUCUGGACUACAUUUUUUCAAUACUAUAAUUUAUAGACGAACCAAUGUAAUUUGAGAUAUCGAGUCUUGGAUUUCGGCUCAAGGUUCAAUAAUCUAUAUUGUUAAAUAGUAUUUUGUCAUUAUAACCGAUGUCAGUUCGUAAUGAAAACCCUAACUAAUUACUGACCCCAUUUGAUCUAAUUGAAUCCUAGUCCUGUUUCCUUACAAUGGUACGUAGCCCUUUUUGACCUCUGUAGGUAGCAGAUUAUCCUCAGGGUCACUCAAGCAUUUCUCAAAAGUCGUCCAUAAAUUAUAUUCUGUUUUCAACAGGAUUGGUCCACUAUAUUGCUUCAAUUCACGUUUUUCUUCUUUCAAAAGGUUUUCAGUCCUGUUUGAGAGAUCCUUAUCUCUUCUUGUACAAUGUCAGAGUCUUUACCAAAUGUUGAAGAUUUGCACAAAUUGAAGUUAAGCGACCUGAAAAAAAUAUGUAAAGAAAACAAACUUCCAUCUACAGGAACAAAAGUCGAACUCAUCUCACGUAUUACGGAAAUGCACGGAAAUAAAUUUGUACUGUUACAACCUGGCGAUGAAGCAGAACUGCUUGGAGAUGAUGAAGAUGGUGAUUCUAACCAUGUGAAUAUAUCACUCUCUACGACAACAGCAAUGGAUUGUAGCAAUAGUAAUGAAUCUCCAAAUGGCCUUAACUUCCCAGCUGUAACUGCAAAUAAAACUGUCGGACGUAAACGUCCAGCCAGUGAACUGACACCUGAAAAAGAUUCAAUGACUGGUGGUGAGAAAGUUCUGAAAAUUGCACAUACAACUGAUGAUUCACAUGAUAAUGCUAAAGAAGAAAUAAAAAAUUUAUCGGAUUCUGAGCGUCUAAUAUCUCGUACUAAACGUUUUAUGUCCGAUGAUGAAAAAACAAUUGCUCGUGCUAAACGAUUCGGUUUACCAAUUAGUAAUACUGUAAAUACUGUAUGUUCAAAUGAUGCUUUAAAAUUGGAUGAAUUAGAAAAAUUAAAAAAACGUGCUGAACGAUUUGGUGUUACUACUAGUAAAACAUUAGAAAAGUUAACCGAUUUGGAGCGUAAAGCUAAACGUUUGGAGAAAUUCGGUAAACCUCUGUCAUCAGUGAAUACACAGAUUAAUGAUGAAUUAGCAAAGUCUAUUCGUGCACAAAAAUUUGGUCUAGUUUUAUCCAGUAACAACAGUAUGUCAGAUGCUGAAAAAUUAUCUAAACGUCAAGCACGAUUUGGUUUAGUUGAUAAUAAAAUUUAACACUGCAUGAAUUAGUUUGUAAAGUUUUUAUAUUUUUUUUCCAAAUAUGAUUUAUCAUUAUACACAUAUUUUU